CAGUUAGCUAUACAAGCGCCAACGCGCCUUUGCGCAGGCAGUUACGUUUGUGUGGAUCUCUUGAAUAGUUAACUUCAACACUUAUUGAACGGCCUUUGCAUGCAAUUGGCAAGACAUUGCUAAUUUUAUGCGCAGAACUUUCAGGAAGUGUUGAUUUUAACUAUCCCAGAAAUCGCACUUUAAUUCUCCCGCAAGAAAACUGAGACGAAUUUCUUAUCGUGUAUUAAAGAUGGCCAUAGGGGAACUUGAUUUUUAUUCGGAUCAGAAUAGAAAAAUUCGGGUUCUUGAAAAGAAAGUACAAGAACUUCUGAUCCAAUCCACUGAAAAUUUGGUACGCAUCCAUUCCCAAGGAAAUGUGCAUGGAAAACCAAUCAUCCCAAUUUCUUUUAACCCUUAUUCAUCCGGGGAAAAUGUACGUAACAUCAAACUAAACGAGCCUGAACCAAACGAAUUUUCAAAUGAAUGGCGGCCAGCUGAAGAAAAAGAUUCGGAGCCAUCUCAAGCUGGGGACAUAUUUUCGUUGGGAUGCAGCUUCUACUCAGUCAUCACUGGUGGCCAGCAUCCGUUCGGGAAGCCAGGCCAUCGUGCCCUGUUUAUCGCUAAAAAUCUAUACGAUUUGUCUGAAUGUCGAGAUGAGCAACUUAAAAAACUCAUAGCCAGGAUGAUUUGUCAUGAUAGAACAAAACGACCCAGUUUAUCCGAUCUGUUGAACCAUCCGUACCUUUGGAAAGAAGAACGGGUGGAAAAUUACUUAAUGGCAUCAGCUGAAAAUCUGGACGAGAACAACGAAAAGUAUAAAAUAUGGAAAGACACAGUUCUAUUGUCGUCAAGCGCACCAUCCUUUGAUUCUGACACAGUCCAAAAAACUACGAUUGUAAAAAGUGUUGUAGAAAUUCUGAUGGAAUUAAAGGAAAAGAAAGAGACGGCCCUAAAUGUCUAUCGGCUGUUUCCCGAUUUGCUGUUCUCUGUAUACUUUGCCGAAAAUCCCGGUGUCAUCCAUGACGAAAUCGAAAAUUCAGGACCAGAAACAUUCGGUAAUGUGCUGAUAGCAAAUGAUUGCAUCAAAGAAGUCCAGCCGACUAUCGGGGUCAAGAGACGUUAUGGCCGAUUCGGAUCGCAACCCGUCCAUGUGAUGCAAUUUUCGGUUUUUACCGCUGAAUCGAUAUCCUUAAUGAAACGCCUAAGCUGCUUGAAACAUCAAAAUUUACUGCGAUAUUUUUACCUUGCCGAAAACCCUGUCAAAAAUUUGGUGUUGGCUUGUGAGCCGUUCGAUGAGACACUCGACACUUGGAUAGCGAAGAACAGUCAGCUGAUAAACUUGGAAACGGCAAAGGAAAUUUUAACUCAAAUAACGUCAGGUCUCGUGUACUACCAUUCUAACAAUCUCAUUCACGGGAACCUCACAUCCAGCCAAAUCGCUAUAACCAACAGCGGAACUCUUACUGCAAAAAUCUGUAAAUUUCUGAUUGAUGAAAAAGACUGUACAAAGAAUCCAUCGCCCACAAUGCAAAACGACAUUCGAAAACUGGGCCAAAUUUAUGCUGAUGUAUUAGAACAAACACUGGACGCGCCACCAUGCAGCCGUCAUCUUAUCCAGUCGAUGCAAGAUAUUAGGGAUGAAUGUAUUCCCCCAUCGGGAGCAAUCUUCUGCCACCCGUUCUUUUGGUCAUCCGAGAUCACCGCAGAUUUUCUUCUGGUAGCUGGUGACUUUUACAAAGAAAAUCCGAAUAUCGAUAGAGAUUCGCGGCUUAUUACUGUGCCGUCACCGGCACCCGAACGUCAACAUCUCAAAACAAACAGAUCGGCCAUUGAAUCCUUUUUGCAACAUGCCACCCAUGACUCCUCGGCAGAAGAGCUAAUAUCGCUUGCCAUGGAUUUGUUAAACGAUUGUCCCGAGCUAAUCACCCAGACGUGGCUUAGGUUGCAAAAAUUCAAAUCCGCUGAUGAAUCUGAACUUGCAGAUUUCUAUCACCCAAUCUACGAUUUUCCUACAGAUGAAAAGCUUGUGGAUGGAACGCAAGAGAAUAUGAACAGGCAGAUUGCAUUGCUAGGCAACGAACAGUAUGAAGAAUUUUUCAUUGAAGGAUUUCAAACGUCAAAUACCCUGGAGAACCAAGUGCCUCAUGUUACUCAAAACUAUCUCCACAACUAUCUUCAGAAAUAUGCACUAGCUAUGGAAGAUUAUGGAACGACUGGAAAAGUCAUAAAGCAUCCCGCUAUUGAUCCUUUCGGAAGAACAGCCAUGCACCUUGCUUGCCACUCGGACGACUUCUACACUUCGGCCAGUAAAUUGCUGGAAUUUGAUUUCGAUCCAAACAUCGAAGAUAAAAAUGGAUUCGUACCUUUGCAUGUUGCUGCUCUCAAUAACUCGUUUAAGAUUGCCAAGUUACUAAUCGAGAACGAAGCUAUUAUUGACUUAUGCAACAACAAAGAAUUAAGAACGCCUCUUUUCUUUGCCGCACUCAGCAACUCAGUUUUGAUUAGCGAGUUGCUGAUGAAAAUGCGCGCUGACGCAAAUAAAGUGGAUGCCUUUGGACAAAGUCCCCUUCACAUUGCUGUGGAAAUAAACUCGGUAGAAGUGGCGGAACUUCUUCUGGAAAACGGUGCGAAUGUUAAUGCAGUAGACGAUUUCGGCAGAAGUCCUUUACAUAUUGCCGUGUUCCAUAACUCGAUAGAAAUGGCGUAUCUGCUGCUCAACAACAGAGCCAACCCUAACGUUAACCAACCGGGGAAAAAAGCUACUGCUGCUCCUGUGCUGUAUCUUGCCGUGACAAAAGAAUCACUCCAAAUGGUAGACCUUCUGCUCAAGGCAGGUGCCGAUCCAAAUUUAACCACAUCACAAGGCGAAACUCCAUUGCACGUAGCUGCGCUUCUCAAACCGACAUGUCCAAUCCGAUCACAAAUAGUAAAGUUACUUAUCGACUGGAAAGCAAAUGUGAAUGCUGGGGAUAUGAGGGGUCGAACUCCGCUUCAUCUUGCAACAUUCAACGCGGCUGAAGAAAUUGUAAAACAGUUAUUGGAAUACCAAUUUAUCGAAAUCAAUUCAAAGGACAACAUUCGAGGGAUAACUCCCUUACACUUGGCUGCUUGGUAUGGUCGUGAAAACAUAGCUGAAUUACUUAUUGGCAAAAAAGCCAAAGUUGAUGUCGAAGAUAAAAAUCGCCAAACACCUCUCGAAUACGCUGCUUCAUCAAAUUCCGUUAAUGUAGCCAAACAGUUAUUAACAGCCGGUGCCGCAGCAAAAACACGGAAUUACCAGAAGAGUUACCGUUCACCGUUACAUAUUGCAGCAGCCCAUGGUGCACGAGAAGUCGCCGAGCUCCUGAUUGAAAAAGGCGCGGAUGUGUAUGCCACUGACGGGUUUGAUUUAACUCCGUUUCAUUAUGCGGAAUGCCGUAACCAGAAGAACUUCUUUCAGUUCCUCCAGAAAAGCAGCAAUGAGAAACAUUUGUCUCAUUCUUUAAUGAGCAAGCAACUUAGUCCAGCAGACAUGGCCGAAAUUUAUGAAUUGACAAACAGUUUUCAACAUAUGACUCUCCCUGGCAUUGAAGUAAGCUUGUCUGGCUUUCAAAACCAGGUCGAUAGUAUAACCGUUGCUUAUCAACAAGUAUUGAUGUACUAGAAAUUUUAGACACUAUGCUAAUCCAGCACGCUGUUGCUCAUCAUUUUAAUCACAUGUGCAUUUGUAGUGAGUUUUGUAGGCAGUAAGACAGUCACCUGAUUUUAAAAAUCCCCCCCAAAUUUUUGCUAAGCGAAUAAACAGGUUAAUUGCCGAUCAAUUAAAUUGCUAUUAAUCCGCCCACCCCCAACACAUACACGCAUUCAUACGAUGUUUAUCUUAAUAGUGGCCUGUACUACAAUACGUCGAACAUGGAAUAACUGCCAUAAUAUAGCUAUCAAACUAUUUAAUCGUUUAUUCGAACGAUCCCUACCUGUAAAGUGCACCUGAGAGCCCUCAUGAGCCGGUGUUUAACGUCGGCCAGAGUUCAUUUGCGCUCAACUGUACUAAACCGGUUUUAUGGAAAUAAACUCUAGUAGUCCUGA
Messenger RNA from Daphnia carinata, 4044 nucleotides. RefSeq lists its product as uncharacterized. The transcript has 8 exons. Gene Ontology annotation, biological process: protein phosphorylation. The coding region runs from base 230 to 3622 and encodes 1130 amino acids. Gene Ontology annotation, molecular function: protein kinase activity; ATP binding; protein binding. The record is from RefSeq and is a predicted model, not a curated record. Lineage: Eukaryota; Metazoa; Arthropoda; Branchiopoda; Diplostraca; Daphniidae.